GAAUUUUUCAUAUUUAUUCUCAUUUACUGAUUUUGAAAAGUUAAGCCAAUCCAUCAUUCAUGGAGUGAAUUCAACUUGGCCGUGUUGCAUAAUUUUUGCAUUUGUGUUCAUGAGAAACUGGCUUCUAAUUUUUUUCUCAAGUUUAAUAUCACGAGUUUCCUGAAAUCAAAGCGAGUUAGGAGUAUUCCAUGUUUUCUUCUUCUCUGGAAGAGUUUGUGUGAUUUGAUGUUACUUCUCCCUUAUGCAUUUGGGUGACAACUCUUCAGAUGAAAUGUUUCAGAGCUGGUGUUGUGGACCAUGCUUUGGAAAGCUGGACCAGAGCCUGACUUAGACGAGAAGUGGUCAGUUCCUGUCGGUGUGAAUGCUCUUGUUUUUACUCAUUUCCUCCCAGUGCAGAACUGGUCACUUCACCUCUUGCUUUCCAGUUGUGUGGGGCUCAGCCAAGCAACCAGAGGUGAGCAGUGAGACCAUCUGAGGCCUGAGCCUGGUCCUCAGGACUCUGAACUCUCUCCCUGCCACCAGGAGACCUGCCCCAGCCCUGCUAAGCCAUCUCCACACGUCUCUGACAGAAUGAGUGCCCUCGAUGGCGUCCCCUUCAAGGUCCCCAAUGGCUUUGUGAUAGGCACAGAACCUCUCCCUGGGCCAGAGCUCAGUGUUCCAGCCUGCAGGGAGCUUCUGCUGGGUUCUAUGCACAACUUCAGCCUGGAAAGAAAGGCGCUCUUCUGGGUGGAAGCCGCCCUUCCGGGACCCUGCCCGUCCCAGUGCGGGGACCCGGGGACAGCGUCAGCGCCUCCAGCCUGGCUCUUGCUGCUGAGCCCGGAACACCAGCUGGCACCGGCGCCUACUGCCAGCAAAAGCCCAGAGGCCGGACUUCAGGAGCAGCCGGAGGAGGAGGAAGAGGAGAAAGUAGGGGAGGAUGAGGAAGGCGUCUCCUCCGGCAGCGAGGAGGAGCCGGGCCCGCGCCGGGGCUCGCUGGGCGCAUUGAGCGGCGUGCGCUCGGAACCCGCGGGCACUCGGCGGCGGCUCUCGGAGGGCCGGCUGGCCGCCCGGCCCCGCACGCUGCUGCCUCGCCCCCGCGGCCAGCGCGCGCUGAGCCUCUGCUGCUCCGGCCCGGCGCCCGCGCCCGCAGCCCCGCUCGCCGACGCCCCCGUGCUGCCCCAGCGACCCUCCACGGCGGGCGCCAUGCCCCCGCUGCGCAGCCACAAGCCCACGGUCGCGUCUCUCAGCCCGUACACCUGCCUGCCACCUCCCGGGGAGGCACCGCAGCCUCUCCACCACCACAGAUCCCAGCCUGAUGCUGCUGCGGCUGAUCUGCUGUCCGCCCUGAGCCAGGAGGAGCAAGACCUCAUCGGGCCGGUGGUGGCUCUGGGCUACCCCCUGGGAAGGGCCAUUGUGGCCCUGCAGAAGACGGGGAGGCAGAGCCUGAGCCAGUUUCUCGGCUACCUCAGCGCCUGUGACCGGCUGCUGCGCCAGGGCUACGAGGAGGGCCUGGUGGACGAAGCCAUGGAGAUGUUCCAGUUCUCAGAAAGCCAGGCCGGGGAGUUCCUGCGCCUCUGGGAGCAGUUCAGCGACAUGGGCUUCCAGCAGGAGCGCAUCAAGGAGGUGUUGCUGGUCCAUGGCAACCGCCGGGAGCAAGCGCUGGAGGAGCUGGUGGCCUGCGCCCAGUGACCACGCCAGGGCCGCAGAGCCCUCCUCGGUGCCCGGGCACCCCGGCCAGGGCCACUCCUGCAGCCCGUCCUGACUGCGUUAUUAAAACCCAACUGUGGGCCCAGCGCUGUGGCGCAGAGGGUUAAAGCCCUGGCCUGAAGCGCCGGCAUCCCAUAUGGGCGCCGGUUCGAGUCCCGGCUGCUCCUCUUCCGAUCCAGCUCCCUGCUAUGACCUGGGAAAGCAGUAGAAGAUGGCCCAAGUCCUUGGGCCCCUGCACCUGCGUGGGAGACCCAGAGGAGGCUCCUGGCUCCUGCCUCCAGAUCGGCACAGCUCCGGCCAUUGCAGCCAUCUGGGGAGUGAACCAGCGGAUGGAAGACCUCUCUCUCUCUCUCUCUCUCUCUCUCUCUCUCUCUACCUCUUCCUCUGUAACUGUCUUUCAAACAAAUGAAAUACAUCUUUAAAAAAAAAAAAAACUGUAGCACAAAGCGACUUGUGUUCACUGCUGAAGCAGGAAGGAUGCCCAGGGUGGGAGUAAAUACCCUAAGGCGGCUGGAGUUGGAAGCUACUGCCUCUGGGAAGAGAGAGGGGGGAUCCUGGGCCAGGAGCUGCCUUCCCUGCAGGCUUUGUAAACAUCACCGGCAGCUGACCCUUUAAGCUGUGUGCACUGGUAGCUUUGCUCUUAAGGAAGUGAGGACGAAUGACUGGCAGCUCUCUUUGAGCCCCGUGAGCUCCUCCUGGGCUCCGUGCCAGUUGGAAGACCUGAUUCCUGAUUGGGGUUCUGUUGGUGUCCAGCUCAAGGCCUCUUCGGGCCUCCGUUUCCCAGGAAAGGUAGAGCGAUUUGACGAGGUCACAAGUUACAUCAGGGACCCUGGGGGUUAGGCUGCCACUGGGAUGCCCAUGUCCCAUUUCAGCAUGCCUGGGUUCCAACGCUGCCCUGCUGCCAGUCCAGUUUCCUGGAAGGCAGCAGAGGAUAGCGCACGUACUUGGGUCCCCGCCACCUAUAUGGGAGACCCAGAUGGAGUUCCUGGCUCUGACCCAGCCUGGCUGUUGCAGGCCUUUGGGAAGUGAAUCAGUGGGUGGAAGUUUCUCUCUCUCUCCCCUCUACCUUUUGAAUAAAAAUAAAGAAAACU
Oryctolagus cuniculus (rabbit) is the source of this 2777-nucleotide messenger RNA. RefSeq names its product ubiquitin associated protein 1 like (gene UBAP1L). Gene Ontology annotation, molecular function: ubiquitin binding. Gene Ontology annotation, cellular component: ESCRT I complex. The record is from RefSeq and is a predicted model, not a curated record. Lineage: Eukaryota; Metazoa; Chordata; Mammalia; Lagomorpha; Leporidae. Gene Ontology annotation, biological process: ubiquitin-dependent protein catabolic process via the multivesicular body sorting pathway.